Messenger RNA from Menidia menidia (Atlantic silverside), 1518 nucleotides. The record is from the annotation of a GenBank genome assembly. Lineage: Eukaryota; Metazoa; Chordata; Actinopteri; Atheriniformes; Atherinopsidae.
AUGGUCGAUGUUGUGGCGGCGCGCGCCGUGCCGUCGGAGACCGAGGUUCAUGUGGCGAGGAGCUUCCUCACCAAGAUUUUGCGCAGCUCUAUGAGGAGGAAUGAUUCUGGCCCCCGCCCUCAUUCCUGGCACCCCUCCAAGCUGACGGAGGAGGAGGCGGAGCCAGCCGGGCAUGUGGCUGAACCAUCAGUUUUUAAACCAGCUUUGGGGAUUUUGGACACAAAGUCACGGUUCUGCUUCCCAUCCAGGUCGGACAAAGAGCCCCCGGCGCCGCUGGACCCCGGCAGCCCGGUGAAGAAAGUCCCGGUGAGGAUCGUCCACUCUGAGGGCAGCCUGGAGCGGGGGGGCCCGGCCUACCUGCCCCAGGGCUGCGGCCAAACUGGGCUAGAGGCCUCCACCCCCCCUCUGGCCACAGAGCGCCAGCCCUCCUCCCCCUUCAGCGCCUUCACCCGCCAGCCAGCUCUGGACCCAGACCCUGGUCUGGGCCAGGACCAGGACCAGGACCAGGACCAGGACCAGGAGUCCAGCCCACGUGGGGCUCAGCACCUGGAAGAGGAGGCGAAGAGGGAGGAGCUGGCCAGGGACAUCGUGGGGAAAGACCGGACCCUGGCGGACAUUCUGGACCAGACCGGCCGGAGGACCACCAUGGACCUGAUGGAGGGGCUCUUCUCCCCAGAGGAGAGGGUCCUGGAGGGGGCCCAGCAGCGCAGGAGGGCCUCGGUGGGGUCCAGGCUGCCCACCUCGCCCCCCAGAAUCCCAGACAGGGAGGACGAUGAGGCGUCUGGCUCGGCGGCCGCCUCCCUGGUGCCCAGCUCCUCCUACUACAACACCUCGGCCCCCAAAGCCGAGCUGCUCAUCAAGAUGAAGGACAUGCAGGGCCAGCUGGAGGAGCAGGACUCCGAGGACGAGCUGGACGUGGAUCUCGCCAGCAAAAAGCAAGAGCUGAUCGGCAGCCUGGCCCGGAAGCUGGAGGUGCUGCGGGAGGCGCGGCAGAGCCUGCAGGAGGACGUGGAGGACAACGAGGCCCUGGGCCGGCAGGUGGAGGCCACCGCGCAGCGCCUCUGCCAGCCCAACCAGAUCGACAAGUUCCGCAUGUUUGUGGGCGACCUGGACAAGGUGGUGAGCCUCCUGCUGUCCCUGUCCGGGCGGCUGGCCCGGGUGGAGAACGCCCUCAACAGCCUGGAAGACGAAGCUCCAAAGGAGGAGAAGGUAAGCGCUCUGAACCCCGAGGCUCUGGACCUCUGCGGCCAGGGUCCAGAGAAACGUAAGCUGCUGAUGAGGCAGCACGAGGACGCCAAGGAGCUGAAGGAGAACCUGGACCGGCGGGAGCGGCUGGUGGCCGCCAUCAUGGAGGCCCACCUGGAGGCAGAGAGCCUGGACGACUACCGGCACUUUGUGAAGAUGAAGUCGGCCCUCAUCAUCGAGCAGCGCAAGCUGGAGGACAAAAUCAAGCUGGGCGAGGAGCAGCUGAAAUGCCUGGUGGAGAGCCUACCGCUGGAGCAGAGGCCGCUGCUCUGA